UUUCCGAUUUCCGUGUUGUCUUGAACUCACCGUCUGUCUUGUAUUUACUGCGUGUCACCAGUUGAGUCCAAAAUAACGUCUAGCGGAGGUAGUUCACUAGCUAGCUGUUCAUCUAGCUACACAAAAGGAUUGCUCUUUUUCUUUAAUGAUUUUAUUCAUUCGCGUAAUUUUGUAGCUAGCGAAGUGAGCAGUAAAUCAAAUCCUCGAUAGCUAUUAAGCUAGCCAGCGAGCCUGCUAACGUAUCCCCAUUUGUGCUAUCUCGGCUAGCUAACUAGCUAGCUGCAGACAGAAGCAAUGUCCAUGUAACUGUCAUCGAUGCAUUAAACAUCUAGCGUUGUGUGACACAUUCAGGUUGCAGGCAAGCUGUGGGUGGUCUGUUUAACACUGAUUUGUUUGCCGAGUUCGAUUAGUCUCAGCACCAUGAGCCUGGUCCGUGUCGUGUGUCGUCACAAGACGGCCCUGGCCAUCGGAGGAGUGUGCCUCUUUGCUGUUGUCCUCCUUUUCCUCGCCAAGUGUACCUCGGAGACCCUAAAACAGGGCCAGGCCGACCCUCCAGGCCUAGCACCCCACGCUGCCCACUCCCAGCCCCGAGCAGAGCACCCUGAGCUCCCCUCACGCCCCAAAGACCUCUCGGCCUUCCUGGUGGUCCUCAUCACCACAGGACCCAAGUACACAGAGCGCAGGAGCAUCAUCCGUAGUACCUGGCUGGCUAAGAAGGAUCCGGAGGUUCUAGCUAUGUUCGUGGUGGGAACCGAGGGUCUGCCCGCAGAGGAUAUGCAGAACAUCAACACAGAGCAGGGGCGGCACAAAGACCUGCUCUUACUCCCCGCGCUGCGAGACUCGUAUGAGAACCUGACCCUGAAGCUGCUGCAUAUGUAUUCCUGGCUAGAUCACAACGUAGACUUCAAGUUUGUGUUAAAAGCGGACGAUGACACUUUUGCUCGUCUGGAUCUGUUGAAGGAGGAGCUGAAGACUAAAGAACCCAGCCGGCUGUACUGGGGCUUCUUCUCAGGCCGCGGUCGCGUGAAGACGGCAGGGAAGUGGAGGGAGUCGGCCUGGGAGCUGUGUGACUACUACCUACCCUACGCCCUGGGUGGAGGCUACCUGCUCUCCUGCGACCUCGUACACUACAUCCGAAUCAACACGGCCUACCUCAAGGUGUGGCAGAGCGAGGACGUGUCACUGGGGGCGUGGCUAGCCCCGGUGGACGUCAAACGGACACACGACCCUCGAUUCGACACGGAGUACAAGUCUCGGGGGUGUAGUAAUAAAUACAUGGUGACUCACAAGCAGAGCCUGGAGGAUAUGUUGGAGAAACAGCAGACGCUGCAGAGAGACGGGAGGCUGUGUAAGGAAGAGGUUAAACUCCGCCUGAGCUACGUGUACGACUGGAGCGUCCCGCCCUCACAGUGCUGCCAGAGGAAGGAUGGAAUACCCUGACCUAUAACCCCUAACCUUCCUCACUUUGUCCACCCAUGUAAUUCUCAUCAGUGUUUCCCCUACUACGGUUACCCAGGCGGUGUGGUGCUCCCCCUAAGCCUUACUCCGUUCUGUGGUGCCCCCCUUCCCUGUAAAAUAUUGUGCUGCCUUCAGUUGACCUCCAUAGAAGAUGUCUGUUAUGGCAGCCCGCCUAUGAAAAGACCUGAGGAAAACACUGAUCCCCAUUCCCUUUUUAUAUAUGUUUAUUUAUUCUGGAUCCUUUGCUGACUGUCCUAAAGCACACUGGUACAGGACUGGUACAGGACUGGGAGAGGACUGGUACAGGACUGGUACAGGACUGGGAGAGGACUGGUACAGGACUGGUACAGGACUGGGAGAGGACUGGUACAGGACUGGUACAGGACUGGUACAGGACUGGGAGAGGACUGGUACAGGACUGGUACAGGACUGGUAGAGGACUGGUAGAGGACUGGGAGAGGACUGGUACAGGACUGGUACAGGACUGGGAGAGGACUGGGAGAGGACUGGUACAGGACUGGGAGAGGACUGGUACAGGACUGGGAGAGGUCUGGUACAGGACUGGGAGAGGACUGGUACAGGACUGGUACAGGACUGGGAGAGGACUGGUACAGGACUGGGAGAGGACUGGGAGAGGACUGGUACAGGACUGGGAGAGGACCGGUACAGGACUGGGAGAGGACUGGUACAGGACUGGUACAGGACUGGUACAGGACUGGGAGAGGACUGGGAGAGGACUGGUACAGGACUGGUACAGGACUGGGAGAGGACUGGUACAGGACUGGGAGAGGACUGGUACAGGACUGGGAGAGGACUGGUACAGGACUGGGAGAGGACUGGUACAGGACUGGGAGAGGACUGGGAGAGGACUGGUACAGGACUGGGAGAGGACUGGGAGAGGACUGGUACAGGACUGGGAGAGGACUGGGACAGGACUGGUACAGGACUGGGAGAGGACUGGUACAGGACUGGGAGAGGACUGGUACAGGACUGGUACAGGACUGGGAGAGGACUGGUACAGGACUGGUACAGGACUGGUACAGGACUGGGAGAGUGGACCUGACUGGGUGCAGCCACACAACAGGAGACCGGCAUUUAUUAAUAACAGCACAUGUAUGUUGGGAGAAAGUGUACUUAAAGGAACCAGUAUUCAGCUUUCUGGUUGGACAAUGAAAAGACUCGAGUCAUUCCUGAAUCUGUUUAAAAUGUCCCGGAGACUCUCUUUAAGUGGAAGUGGCCCUAUUUAUGAAUGCGAUGGAAGUGAGGUGUAUCGCUUCAGAACAAUGGUACAGAAUGAGCCAGUCAUGGGUUGGUGGUAUUUGGAGUUGCAUUGAGACCAUGUGUAAUAUUGUAGGCCUCUCUCUCUCCCCUGCUUCCUGAGAGUUCUGUUCAGUUGGGAGAUUUAACCUACCUGCUGUCUGUGUUUGGUUGACGUAUUUACUAAGUGCAGUGAUGGUCAACAGAGCUGUUUGUGUUCAGCUGAGCUACUCUACAGGUCAUUUUCCAGCUGAUAUUCGGUUACUUUUAAACCCCCAAAAAAGGACUGCUUCUGUUACUGUCGUUGAAGAAACCAACCGUUGUAUUAUUGUGACCUCAACACCAGUGUUGUUUUAAACCUACUGUCAAACUACUUCAAUAUGAAUGUUUAAAAUAUUUGGACCUAUUAAAAUGUUUAAAAUAUUUGGACCUAUUAAAAUGUUUAAAAUAUUUGGACCUAUUAAAAUGUUUUUCAAACAUG
Molecule: messenger RNA, 3196 nt
Organism: Oncorhynchus nerka (sockeye salmon)
Lineage: Eukaryota; Metazoa; Chordata; Actinopteri; Salmoniformes; Salmonidae
Product: beta-1,3-galactosyltransferase 6-like
Exons: 4
Coding region: 421-1440 (339 amino acids)
Biological process (GO): glycosaminoglycan biosynthetic process
Cellular component (GO): Golgi membrane
Molecular function (GO): UDP-galactosyltransferase activity
Source: RefSeq, a predicted model, not a curated record